CCCAAGCACGAGGUCGAGGGAGAAAGAAGAAAGGAGCGGAAAACAUGGCACUCACAAAAUUAGAAAAACUAGUACUGCCAGGCAUCAUGCUCCUUGUAGAGCUGAUUCUCAUUGUUAUAUUUGGUCUACUAGUGGAAUAUGAUGAAGGUGGAUCUCCUGAUCAUGAAUACGAGGUAGCUAUGGAGCUAGCUAACAGGAGCGGGCAUUUCGACCCAACUCUUGCUCAGGAUUAUAUUUUAAGACUAGAAUCAACCAGGACUGCUACUAAAGUUUACCCUUUUUUCCAAGAUGUUCAUGUCAUGAUAUUCAUCGGUUUCGGUUUCCUAAUGACAUUUCUCCGUCGCUAUGGUUAUGGCAGUGUUGGUUUCAACAUGUUGUUGGCGGCUUUCGUAAUCCAAUGGAGCACAGUGACAUUAGGACUCUUCUCAUUCAUUGACACCGAGCACUAUAGAAUUACCAUUGGACUAGAAAAUCUGGUAUUAUCUGAUUUUGCUGCAGCUGCUGUCCUCAUAACUUUUGGCUCCAUGCUAGGAAGGGCUAGCCCUUUCCAGCUGUUUGGUAUCGCUAUCUUUGAAGUUAUUUUCUACUCCGCUAAUAAUGCCAUCAAUGAUCAUGUCUUUAGAGCGGCUGAUGUGGGUGGGUCAAUGAUAAUCCACUCUUUUGGAGCGUAUUUUGGUCUUGCAUGUUCUGUGAUCCUCCAAAGGAAGAAGGCAAUCGAUCAUCCAAGAAACUCAAGUGCCUAUCAUUCCGAUAUGUUUGCCAUGAUUGGUACUUUGUUUUUGUGGUUGUUCUGGCCCAGUUUCAAUGGUGCCUUGGCUUCUGGUAAUGCUCAGUACAGGGCUAUCAUCAACACGUACUUCUCAAUGACCGGGAGUGUCAUUGCAACAUUUAUAUUCAGCAUGGCAUUGGACGGGAAGAGAAAGCUGGACAUGGUUCAUGUUCAAAAUGCUACGUUGGCUGGAGGUGUGGCUAUUGGUUCCGUUGCUGACAUGUUAAUUGGCCCAUGGGCGGGACUUUUUAUCGGCUUCCUUUCUGGCAUUAUAUCAGUCGUUGGAUACAAAUAUUUAACACCUACAAUGGAUAAAUGGUUUUACGUUCAAGAUACUUGUGGGGUUCACAAUCUUCAUGGUCUACCUGGUCUUCUCUCAGCAGUUGCUUCAGCCAUUGCAGCCGGAGUCGCUUCCAACACAGCUGGCACUAACCUGGUCAACUAUGGCAGCAGUUUAUAUUUGGUGUUUCCUGCUCGUGCUCCUUCCUCUAAUCUUACAGUAGAGGAGAUACUCCUUGGCAUAGAGACUGGAGAGGGCCGGUCAGCAGGUGAACAGGCUGGAUACCAACUGGCACUGUUAGCAAGCACUUUAUUCAUUGCAGGAAUUGGAGGGAUCAUAACAGGUUUGAUUGUUGGCUGUAUUCCAUGCUUUCAGAAAGUUGCAGAUGACGGAUUGUUUGAUGACGACUUGUACUGGCAGUUACCUGAUGAUGCCGAUAAUUACUUACCUAAAGAUGAGGACGAAGAGCAAGCAUCAUUGCUUCCUAACUCACCCUCUCAAAUUGAAAGUGGUCUGAACGGCUUGAAUGGGAAGAGAAGACGCCUUACUCCAGAGGAUGAGAGAAAGAGCUCGGAACCCAUUAGUCUUGAUACUCCACCCUCACAGCGUAAACCAGGCGCUAUUAAGGUCCUACCUCUUAUAAGUAUGCGUGGUGAGUCCGGCAGUAUUGAGCUUGAUGAUAUCACACGUACACCGGAAGCUGAAGACUUAAAAGUGUCAAACGUUUAAAAGACAAUUUCAUUUUUUUUCAUUUUUGUAUUAAGUAAAUUAAUUUGAUAGGUUUUAUUGUUAUAAGGAACAAUAAAAAUUAAUUUUGCAAUCAAAUUUAGGCCUGGUUUUGCAAGCAUUAUUGCUGCAGAUAAUUUUUGCUCUGUAACAUUAUUAUAAUCAUUAUUGACUUUAUAAUAAAUAUUAAUUAUUGUUUAUUCUGAAAAUAACGAAAUAUGACGAGA
Molecule: messenger RNA, 2002 nt
Organism: Amphimedon queenslandica
Lineage: Eukaryota; Metazoa; Porifera; Demospongiae; Haplosclerida; Niphatidae
Product: ammonium transporter Rh type A-like
Exons: 9
Coding region: 45-1778 (577 amino acids)
Biological process (GO): ammonium transmembrane transport; ammonium homeostasis
Cellular component (GO): plasma membrane
Molecular function (GO): ammonium channel activity
Source: RefSeq, a predicted model, not a curated record